AAAUCGAUGGCGUCUAUUCCGUCCAUUCUGCCUGGCGGUUAUAUUCAGCUUCAUAAUAUGCUACUACUACAUGGACUACAUAAUGGAUUACGCCGUCUACGAGGAGCAUGCCAUAACUCAGGGUUUCUUUGUUAAUACAUCGGGCUGUCAUAUGGUCGCACUGAAUCCAAUACCAAUAGAGUCGUUAGUUAAUGAUGAAGAACUGCCAUCACUCCAAUGCCAGAAGCCUGAACUACUGCAUGGUGAAGUUGUGGAUGGUCGCAACUAUUUGGUUUGGUCCAUGACGGAGGACAAUAUUCGCAGCGUCUUUCAAGUACGCAAUGUUUCCGAUAUCAAUUGUUAUUAUGUUGGUAUCAGUCGCUACAGUGAUAAUAAGAACAAUUACGACGAUAGGAAGAGCUUCCGAUUGAAUAGUAUGCGUACGAAGCAGCUCCUGGAUGAAGAUGUCAAGAUCGUGCGAGUUGAAUGCAUUCGAGAUGGGAACGAAACUAUUUACCAUGAUGUGCAUUUCUUUUUGCCAACAGCAGAAGUAACUGGAGUCCAGGAUAAACGCAUUUCCGUUAUGAUUUUGGGAAUUGAUUCCAUCUCACACAUGCACUAUCUGCGUUCGAUGCCACAGUUUCAGAGCUUUAUAGAGAAUGCGGAUCUGCCUCAUGUGGAAUUUUGGGGCUACAAUCGUGUGGGACGCAAUUCCUAUCCAAAUCUGGUGCCGCUGCUUAGUGGAAUGUCUGAUGCGGAACUGGAGGCCAAUUGCAGUAAGAAUGGAGACGAGCACUACGAUCGCUGUCCCAUAAUUUGGAAGCAAUUCAAAGCAGCGGGUUAUUAUACUAGUUUGGGGGAGGACCACAUCGGCGGUUGCUUUAACUAUGUCAAGAAAGGCUUUUAUAGUCAACCCACGGACUAUAUUCUACGACCUGUACUCUUCGAAAUGAACCAGAAUACACGCUAUAGCUGCGAUAAGCAAGAGCUCGUUCACUGUAGUGGACAUCGCUUGUUCUCCGAAGUGCUCCAGGAAUUUAUCUUCAAACUGGUGCCACACAUGAAGCAGCAUCCCUUUUUCUCGUUCUUCUGGCGGGCAAUGGGCGUGCACGAUUACGCCACAUAUGCAAAAACGGUGGAUAUGGAAUAUGUUAAAAUGUUGCGCAGCCUUCAAACACAAGGAAUUUUAAAUAGAUCGCUGAUAUUGUUCAUGUCAGAUCACGGGCUGCGAUUUACUGGAUUUCGCAAAAGCUAUCAAGGAAUGCAGGAGGAAUCCCAGCCUCUACUAAUCGCAUUUUAUCCUAAGUGGUUCGGUACGCUCUACCCCGAAGCCAUUAUCAAUCUGAAGAGAAAUGCACAUAGUCUGGUCACAACCUUCGACCUACACGAAACCCUUAAAGACAUACUUCACCCAAAACAACUACUACGUGAGCAGUUGGUCAAACGCACAGUCGCUUUAAAGUCUCUGGGUCGCAAUGCACCACGUGGAGUGAGUCUUUUUCUGCCUAUUCCCAAGCAGCGCGACUGCAAUAUGGCCGGAAUACCCACACAUUAUUGUCUCUGUCACAAACUCAACGAGAUCUCCAUUGAAGAUUCGCGAGCUAAGCGAGCUGCACGCUUUAUUGUGCGCAGCCUCAACGCACUGCUCUCUUCCUAUCCGCAAUGCCAUCGGCUGGAGCUAGAACAAGUCCUGGCCGCAUAUUUGUUGGAACAACCCAUGGAUCCAAAUGCGUACGAGGUUAGGGUGCGCUUAGUAACUGAACCGGGCGGUGGUCUAUUUGAGGGAACCACACGAUUUUUGGGCUUUAAAGUGGCGCUAGAUGGCGUCGUGACACGAUCUAAUGCAUACCGUAACCAAUCGUAUUGUGUGAAUAACUAUCGCAUAGAGAUGUACUGCUAUUGUAAGCAUUAA
This is a messenger RNA of Scaptodrosophila lebanonensis, 1891 nucleotides long. RefSeq lists its product as uncharacterized. Lineage: Eukaryota; Metazoa; Arthropoda; Insecta; Diptera; Drosophilidae. The record is from RefSeq and is a predicted model, not a curated record. Bases 71 to 1891 code for a protein of 606 amino acids. The transcript has a single exon.